CAUGGUUGAGUUUUUCAAGUUCUUGACAUGUGGGUCUUUCACUUUGAUGGUGGCGUUUUCACACUACUAUUAAUAUGAUGAUGAGGUGUUGAAAACAGACACAGUGAUUCUUCACUUUGUGCUCUCCUUUUUCUUUUCUUUAUUGGGUAGGAGUGGUUUUGGCCUCUCAUGUGGUAUAUGAUUUGAAUUUUGGAAUCUUCUGGUGGUUGAAGAAGGCAGUGGUUUGUGUCAGAAACACUCUGGGUAGGGUUUCUUUAGGCCCAGAAAAUUGAAGGGGUUGACCUAAUUUUGGUGUCUGAUUAGGCAAUUUUAGUUUCUAGUAGAAUGGGUUUGAACUGAGAUUCGAUUAUGUUUUGAAGUGGGUAUGUCCUAUUGGAGUGGUUUUUAGGGUUUUGCUGGAUAUUCUGUUAGAUUAAAGGCAGAUUUGCCCCAAAUUGGAGUUUUUGGAAGUGCGUUUCUGCAAUUUUGGGUUAUUUAAAAGAAGGGUUUUGCAUUUUGUGGUUUUUCUAGGAUUUCACUGAUUCUGGUUUAGGAAUUAGGUACUGGGUUUUGGGUCGUUUGGUCUCGAUAGUCGGAGAUUUAAGGGCACAAAAGUGGUGGAUUUGGGUUUCUGGUUUUGCACUGCCUUGGUUUGGGACAGUAACUAGCGCAUUGUUCCAAACUAAGGAGUUUAUUUGGUCGAACUGAGGGUUUUGGGUGUGAUAGAAGUAUAUUACCGAGUUUGGUUUACUUGAAGAUCUUGCUAUUGAAGUUUAACUGCACAUAGCAUUUUUGCAAAAAUGGCUUGUAUGAAGUUGGGAUCCAAAACUGACGCAUUCCAAAGGCAAGGACAGGCCUGAAGAAGAUUUACCGAUCUUUAUAACCUCGUUUCUUCAACCCUAUAUAUGCUGCAUACUUAUAAGGUUUUGUACUACUGGCCUUCCAAGUGAUAUUGUUGUUGAAGUUGGGGAGAUGUCCUUCCAUCUCCACAAGUUCCCUUUGCUUUCUAGAAGCGGUGUUAUGGAAAGAUUGAUUGCAGAUGCAUCUAAAGGAGAAGAGGGCUGUGUCAUCUAUCUCCCUGACAUCCCAGGUGGGGCUAAAACGUUUGAACUUGUAGCCAAAUUCUGCUACGGGGUGAAACUGGAACUUACUGCCACAAAUGUCGCGUGUCUACGUUGUGCUGCUGAGCAUCUUGAGAUGACUGAAGAGUAUGGAGAGGGCAAUCUAAUUUCACAGACCGAAGUCUUUCUCAAUCAAAUAGUCCUUCGAAAUUGGAAAGACUCUUUGAAAGCGCUUCAAACCUGUGAUGAUAUUCUCCCCCAUGCUGAAGAACUCCAUAUUACAAAGAGGUGCAUCGAGUCCUUAGCUGUGAAAGCAAGUACUGACCCGAAUCUGUUCGGGUGGCCAGUCGUGGAGCAUGGAGGGCCGUUGCAGAGCCCUGGUGGGAGUGUCUUAUGGAAUGGCAUAAGCACAGGGGCUAGGCCAAAAAAUUCAAGUUCAGAUUGGUGGUAUGAAGAUGCAUCGGCUCUAAGUUUGCCUCUUUACAAGCGGUUAAUUUUGGCAAUGGAAUCUCGUGGUAUUAAUCAGGAGAUUGUUGCCGGGUCUCUCACUUUCUAUGCAAAAAAGUACCUGCCAGGACUGAAUCGGCGUCAGGGUGCCAGUGAGUCUAGCAACCGUCUGGUGCCGGUGGGUUUGGGUGCCCCACCAUCCGAAGAAGAUCAGAAGCUUUUACUUGAAGAGAUGGAUAGGUUACUUCCACUGCAGAAGGGCCUAGUCUCAACGAAGUUCCUCUUUGGCCUACUUCGAACAGCCAUGAUUCUUCGAGCAAGCCCCUCUUACAUAUCAAACUUAGAGAAGAGGAUAGGGAUGCAACUUGAUCAGGCAACUCUUGAAGAUCUCUUGAUGCCCAACUUCUCUUAUUCCAUGGAGACUCUUUACAAUGUUGAGUGUGUGCAUCGUAUACUCGAGCACUUUUUGGCCAUGGAUCAGGCGACUGGUGGGGCAUCUCCAUGUUCAGUUGAUGAUGGUCAAUUGAUGGGAUCACCUUCUUUGACUCCAAUCACGAUGGUAGCCAAGCUGAUUGAUGGGUACCUAGCAGAGGUUGCCCCUGAUAUUAAUUUGAAGCUCCCCAAAUUUCAAUCUCUUGCCGCUGCUGUACCUGAUUAUGGCAGGCCCUUGGAUGAUGGUCUUUAUCGUGCAAUUGACAUUUAUCUGAAGUCGCACCCAUGGUUGGCAGAAUCAGAUAGAGAAGAACUCUGCAGAUUGAUGGACUGCCAGAAGCUCUCCUUGGAAGCUUGCACCCAUGCCGCGCAGAACGAGAGGCUGCCCCUAAGAGUAAUAGUCCAAGUUCUCUUCUUUGAGCAGCUUCAGCUUAGGACCUCCAUCGCUGGCUGCUUCCUGGUCUCAGACAAUCUUGACGGUUCAAGACAGUUAAGAAGUGGCUUGGCCACAUCUAACGAGGGAGGCUGGACCACAGCCGUGAGGGAGAAUCAGGUUUUGAAGGUGGGGAUGGAUAAUAUGAGGAUGCGGGUUUCUGAACUCGAGAAAGAGUGCUCAAACAUGAGGCAGGAGAUUGAGAAGCUGGGUCGAGUAAAAGGCUCUAGCAAAUGGAAUGUGUCGAAGAAGUUUGGGUUUAACAUGAAGUCUCAGAUGUGCAGUGCUCAAGAGGGGUCUGUUAGCAACCAGAAUGACAGUAGUGGAAAGGUUGAGAAGACAAAAGACAAGCAUGGGAAACACAAGAAAAAUUUGUCUCCUGAUGGAAUUACAGUAAGGGCAUGUUUGUUUAGAGGCUUUGUUUAGGACAUUGGAGUAAUUUUCUGAGCUUCACUUGGAACUACCAGAAACGUUUUAUUGGCAAAUUUUGCAUGAGCUCCAAAAUAUGUGUUGUGAAAGCAAGUGCAACAAACACCGUCUUGAGUCGAAAUUAGUAUUCACCAUGUAAAUUUUUGCAUGUAUGUGAAAAGUCGUCGUCGUAUAGGUAGAAGGUAUGAAAAAUACAUGUUACAAUGUAGCAUCUGUGGGAGGGAGACUACAAAUGUUAGUGCUCUGAAUCUGGUAUUCAUGUAACAUUGAUUUGGUGCUCUUUUAUGGAUUCGAUUGCUAUUCAAAAACAGUAUUAACAUAAAUAAGGAUUAAGCUUUUUACGUACCUGUACCUGUACCUGCUAUAUGGUAAGGGUGUGGUUGUAAAAAACAAUUUAUAUGAUAA
Molecule: messenger RNA, 3186 nt
Organism: Cornus florida
Lineage: Eukaryota; Viridiplantae; Streptophyta; Magnoliopsida; Cornales; Cornaceae
Product: BTB/POZ domain-containing protein At1g30440
Exons: 6
Coding region: 952-2778 (608 amino acids)
Molecular function (GO): protein binding
Source: RefSeq, a predicted model, not a curated record